AUGGAACAAAUUGAUAGAGUGAGAAAUGCGACCCAGGCAGCAAAGGGAUUCGCCUCAAGCUCCGCCGGGCAGCUGGCGAGGAUCGAGGGCCUGGUGACUGUGGCCUGCAUCCUUGUCGGCAUCCUUGUUGUGUCCAACUCGAGGCGACGCCAUGACGGCCGUUUCAUGGCCAGGCUCGUCGUCUGGGGCGCCUUCAUGUUCAACUUCCCGGUGAUCUCCUACACCAUCGGCCUGAUGCAGUCGUCGUCCAUCCGGAACGAGCUCUUCGUCGUGUGGGCCUGCUUCCUCCUCCUCCUCCUCGGCAGCGCCGACACCAUGACGGCAUUCAGCUUCAACGACAGCAGCCAGCAGACAAGAUCCAUGAUGAACCAGGCCCUGCACGUCGUCUACCUGCUGUUUCUGAUACUCUACUACAAAGGUCAGCUCCGCGGCAGCUUCCUCGUGAUUUUAUUUCUGCUCUGGUGCUUAAGCGUUGUAAGGCUUGGCCUGAGGUGCAAGGCCUACCGGUCAACGUGCCGCUCCCGUGGGCUGAUCAGGGAAAACCAGGUCAUGUUCGAGUACAUGAAGUACGAACCACUGAACAGUCCUGGUAUCCAAGGUGGUGUCUACAACGCAGAAACCAUGGAGGGGUACAUCUACCUUGUCGACGGCAAGGAAGUGAAGAAGGUGCAGUAUGGAGAAGAGGUCAUACGCGUGUCUUACCGCGAGCCGGAAACGGUGGUGGACGUCCCCGGAAUUGACACGGCGCCGGACAUCGCCGGAGCUGAGACGGGAGAUGCCCACCAAUUAAGGGUGGAUGCCGAAAAAACAGUAGACGUCGCAAGAAUCUGGCAAUGCAAAGGGAAGUUACUGCAAUAUGGCGGCGAUAAAGGUGCUUCAAGGCGCAGGGAUCUGUGUCUCUCCUUUGCUCUCUUCAGGAUUCUCAGGCUAAGGUUUGCAGUUGAUCAUGUUGGCAAUAUAUUCUUCCCCUUUCAGUCUGACAAGUGUCGAGAUUUUGUUGUCAAAGGGCUCCUCUCGGAUGAUGAAGAUCUCGAUAGAGCAUUCCGGGUAGUCGAGGCAGAGCUCGGCUUCCUCUUUGAUUUCUUUUAUGCUCGGUACCCGUCCAUCAAAGACACCCUAGCUCCCGAUUUGAUUGUGUAUGCUGCGAUCCUUGCAACCAGCAUAUUUACUCUCUUCUCCCCAGACCUCCUCAAGUACCAGCCGACUGGGGUCAGUGCAAACAUCUUCAUCCAUGGCUUCAAUCUUGAUCUUCUCGUCACUCGUUUGGUCAUCGUCUGGUACAUACUUCUCGAGUCGUACCAGUUCCUUUCGUUGUUCAUCUUCUCCGACUGGCACAAGGUGAAGAUGUUGUGCCGGUACGUGCGGAAGGAGUCAUGGCACAUGGCGUUAGUGGAGAUCCCACUCAAGGUCCUGUGCUAUUUCACCUUCUCAAAGUACUGGAAGGGAAGCAUCGGCCAGUACUUCAUCCUCGACAAUGCCCAUCCUCACCCGGUGAAGUCCUUCCUAUCAUGGAUAUCGCUCGAGGCCCUGGACUCAUCACUGAUGACCAAGUCCAUCAGCUUGCCACUCGAUGUGAGGGAAGCUGUCCUUCGCCAACUCAAGGCCAUUGCCGGCAAGGUCACCGAUGGAAGGAUGUGGCUGUAUGAGAUGGGCAUCGUCGACCUGGAUCUCGAUCGCGACUGCUUGCUUGGCCACACGUAUGCCCGCUACAUCAUGACAUGGCACAUAGCCACAAGCAUCUGCAGCUACGGCAAAGAGGUGGCGGAGCUGAAUGCCCGCAAACAGGCGGCGGAGCUGAUUGCCAGCAAACAGGAGAAUGCCAGCAAAGAGGCAGUUGAGCUCAUGAAGAACCAUGCGGUGGCUACUAAGCUGUCCGGGUACUGUGCAUAUCUGAUGGCCUUCAAACCGGACCUGGUUCCGGACAGCACUUACACGAGCUUAUCGAUGGCCCGUGGUACGCUGCACAACGCCCGUGAGUUCCUUGGCAAAUGCAAGUCCAACAAGGAGAAGUACGAUAAACUGAUCGCCUUAGGGAAGAUACAGUCCACUAACCACGAGGUCCGCUUUCUGUCUGAGGGCGCGAGGAUCGCUGUUUACCUCGUCGAAAAGAUUAAGACCGAGGAGGAACGAUGGAGGGUGCUUGCCACCUUCUGGGCGAACAUGAUGCUGUGGAUCGGCUCAUCGGACAGAGCAGUGGCACAUGCCACCAGCAUGGCAACCGGCGGGGAGUUCAUAACACUCAUAUGGGCUCUGCUCACACAUGCCUACGUGGUAGACAAGCUUCAGGAGAAUGGUGGUAACUCAGGAUUGCAUAUGCAGCUGAAUAAAAAUCAGGAUGGGCAAGAGGCGACAAGCUGA
Aegilops tauschii subsp. strangulata is the source of this 2358-nucleotide messenger RNA. RefSeq lists its product as uncharacterized. Lineage: Eukaryota; Viridiplantae; Streptophyta; Magnoliopsida; Poales; Poaceae. The record is from RefSeq and is a predicted model, not a curated record.